AUAUAAAUUAACUUCUUCAAUUUUAUGAAUUUUUAAUCAAAUGAAUAUUAUUUUCGAUAUGAAAGCAAGAAUCCUAAUAGUUUUUUUUGCAAUUAAAAACAUGCAGCGUGAAAGAAAUUACUACUCUCGUUCGUUGAUUCAAUUUUGGUUCAUAAUGUCGUCACCAGAUUGAUAAGUAAUGAUCGUGCGGCUGAAACCGGUGAAACUGCGCACGCGUAGAUUGAUAGUUAGGAACGAAUCGCUUAUUUCUCUUUCUCGCGCUGCUGCGCAGGAGCAUAUCGAGCAUGCGACAUUCUCUCACGCGAUUGACGCGACACUUUGUGGAUCGUAAUAGAUCAGUCGGUAAUUUCCUACUAAUAACCACUUUGAUUUUUUUUCUGGACUACCAACGGAAAAGUGAAUUGCGUCUCGGCUGUAAUCAUUGCAUUUCUCGUGAAUACACUUCAAGAAUUGUCAAUCUCUGUGAAAUUUCUGCGGUUUUAUGUGUUGGAGAUGAUUGAUUUGAAAGUGGUAUUGCGAAUGAAGAUGAUUCAAGGAAAUAGAGAAGAAGAUAACAGAGAAAGUUUACGAGAUAGAAGUCGAAGUCAGAUUGUGAACAGAUGGCAAUUUGUAUUAGAAGGAAAAAAUAAGGAAGGGCUGGAUCAAAGUCCUUGCGGUUGGUAUGUGCAAAAUACCAAGCGUAGUUGCACGCACGGCCCGGAAUGUCAGUGCACGGAAUUUCUCGACGAUUUCCCUCAACUGUUCUCUUGCAUGUCAUGUUUCAGGGGAAACAGAUGUCUGAACGAAAGCGAGCAAGUGGCUAAUUGACUAACGAGCUAUUCUCGUACAACAUUAGCCGUCAUAGUCAGAAAAUAUUGAGAGAUUGAGAGAAGAG
Messenger RNA from Apis dorsata (giant honeybee), 874 nucleotides. RefSeq lists its product as uncharacterized. The coding region runs from base 493 to 807 and encodes 104 amino acids. The record is from RefSeq and is a predicted model, not a curated record. The transcript is spliced from 3 exons. Lineage: Eukaryota; Metazoa; Arthropoda; Insecta; Hymenoptera; Apidae.